Diorhabda carinulata is the source of this 2892-nucleotide messenger RNA. It is a transcript of the gene Syp, whose product is annotated as heterogeneous nuclear ribonucleoprotein Q. Gene Ontology annotation, molecular function: mRNA binding. The transcript is spliced from 13 exons. The record is from RefSeq and is a predicted model, not a curated record. Gene Ontology annotation, cellular component: ribonucleoprotein complex; nucleus. Bases 309 to 2252 code for a protein of 647 amino acids. NCBI's taxonomy places the organism in Eukaryota, Metazoa, Arthropoda, Insecta, Coleoptera, Chrysomelidae.
CACACUGCAUUUGAAACCGCGGGAGUCGGUACUACACCUAAAAUUCCACAAAAUUUGUUUUUUUUUGUUACGAAACUUGGAAAUUGUCGCUUUUAGUUUUGUGUUUAAAGUUUCUAUUCUUGAUAACUGUUAAAUAAUUUUAGUUUUAUUUUUUUUUUCAAAUUGUUUGAACAGUGUUGAUUUUUUAUUGUACAAAUCAUGUUUGUUGUGUUUUAUCAAGUGUAUUAAAAUUCAGGAUUCUUUACUAUUAACUUAUUGGUGUUGUGUGUACAGUUAGUGUAUAUAUAUCUAGUUGAGUUUAGUUGGCUAUGGCAGAAGGUAAUGGUGAGGUACCGGAAGAACCAAUGAAGAUAGACGUCGAACGCACCGAAGACUACCAGAAGCUGCUGGAAUAUGGGCUGGACGAAAAAGUUGCUGCGAAAUUGGACGAGAUCUAUAAGACUGGCAAGUUAGCGCAUGUUGAUUUAGAUGAAAGAGCAUUAGAUGCGCUAAAAGAGUUUCCCGUUGACGGGGCGCUCAAUGUACUAGGUCAAUUCCUCGAUUCAAACUUAGAACACGUGUCCAACAAAUCGGCGUAUUUAUGCGGAGUCAUGAAGACCUAUAGACAAAAGAGUAGAGCGGGGACCAGCGGCUCGGCGGGUGCGGCCACUCCCGCGCCAGUGCCCGUCAAGGGACCCGAUGAAGAAAAGAUCAAACAGAUUUUAGACCGGACCGGAUACACCUUGGAUGUAACAACUGGUCAAAGAAAAUAUGGGGGACCACCGCCAGGCUGGGAGGGCGCGCCACCCGGUUCUGGUUGUGAGGUAUUUUGUGGAAAAAUCCCCAAAGAUAUGUACGAAGAUGAGCUUAUACCAUUAUUUGAAGAAUGUGGCAACAUUUGGGACCUUAGAUUAAUGAUGGAUCCCAUGACGGGUACCAAUAGAGGAUAUGCAUUUGUAACAUUUACAAAUAGAGAUGCAGCGCAAGUAGCAGUCCAAAAGUUGGAUAAUCACGAAAUCAAACCUGGCAAGAAUCUGAAAAUUAACAUUAGCGUUCCAAAUCUACGUCUUUUCGUCGGAAACAUUCCAAAGUCAAAAGGCAAAGAGGAGAUCUUGGAUGAAUUUGGUAAAUUGACAGCUGGGCUAAUGGAAGUUAUCAUUUAUUCAUCGCCCGAUGACAAGAAAAAGAAUCGCGGAUUUUGUUUUCUGGAAUACGAAUCCCACAAAGCGGCAUCUUUAGCAAAGAGAAGAUUAGGCACUGGCCGUAUUAAAGUUUGGGGUUGUGAUAUCAUUGUCGAUUGGGCUGAUCCUCAAGAAGAACCUGAUGAACAAACUAUGUCUAAGGUCAAGGUCCUCUACGUAAGAAACUUAACUCAAGAAAUAAGCGAAGAGAAAUUGAAGGAAGAGUUUGAGCAAUUUGGCAAGGUGGAAAGGGUAAAGAAAAUAAAAGAUUACGCUUUCAUACAUUUCGAAGAUAGGGACAAUGCCGUUAAGGCAAUGGAAGCAUUGGAUUCUAAGGAAUUGGGAGGUUCUAAUAUCGAAGUCUCAUUGGCGAAACCUCCGUCUGAUAAGAAGAAAAAAGAAGAAAUUCUGAGAGCUCGUGAACGAAGAAUGAUGCAAAUGAUGCAAGUUAGAGGCGGAAUGAUGCCGGGAACAAUGCCUUUAAGGGGUCCGCCUGGAGCUGCAGGCCCAAGGGGAACAAGCGGUGGCAUGAGAUCAGCACCUAUGGGAAGGGGCGAUUAUGAUUACGAUUACGAGUAUUACGGUUACGGGGACUAUAGAGGCGGCUACAGUGAUCCCUAUUAUGAUGACUAUUAUAGAUAUGAAGAUUAUUAUUACGAUUAUCAGCCGGCCCCAACAUCAUCUAGAGGAAGGGGUCGGCAACCUACUUCGGAACUGGAUGAAGGAGUCACGUCAGGUGUUUUCUACGACGUUAGCAGUGGAACACAGGCUGGUCGUGGGCGUGGAGUGGUGGCACGUGGCCGGGCCGGUGGCCCCCCAGCCCGUGGGGCGGCAGCCAACAGAGCGGGCCGGGGCGGAGCAACAGGGGCCCGUGGGGCAGCACGCCAAGCCGCUCGUGGAGUGGGCCGCGCCAAGGCAAGUUUACCAGCAGGUAAGCGAAAGUUUGACGGGGGUCACCAGAACCAGGGGGAAACUAAACGCCGAUUCCAGAGCAACUGGGGAAGCCAGCCCCUUCCGCAACAGCCGCUGGGGGCGGACGUAAACGGUGAACAGCAGGCGUGGUACCAGGAUUCGUACGGCUCCUGGAGCUAAGUCAAGUGAACGGACAUUGAAAGCCCACAGUGAGACUGAAAAAUGUGAGUGGCCCUACGUCAAAAAAAAGAAGGGCGAUAAAUGAGGCCGGGGCGCACCCUCUAGUGCCUGCUAUAGUAGGGUGUUGAAUCGCUCCAAAUGAAUUAUUGUACUGGGAACUAAUUUUUUUGUGGGUUCACGCAUAGAUAAUGUGUAUGUAUAUUUUCUGGUAAUCUGGUCUCUAAAUUUAUUUAUAUUUAAUGUUUGAUAAAUGGAAAGUUUAUAUAAGACCAGAAAUUUUUUAUCUAGGAUUUUUUUAUGAAAAAAAAUCGAUAAUUUCGACCGUCCGCUAUAUUUGAAGAAUGAAUUUUCGAUUUACACAUUGUUUAUACGUGAUCACAAAUAAAUUGAAAUAGUUGGUACAAUGAAUUUUGGCGGAGGAUUGUUUCGGCAGAUGUGAAUAUUAGUCCGUGCGCGCCAGCCUGAUCAGCUGAUGGUGUCCCCAAUUCUACGUUAAUAAUUACCUAUUCUGCAUUCGUUUUUUUUUUAAAUUCAAUAUUCAUUUAAUAUUUGACUUGUUAUUGGUACAAUCAAAAUUCUUUUGCUGUACGUUUGUUGUUUGGAAAUUAAAUUUAUUCAAUUAAAUUGAUUAAGUUAAAAA